Molecule: messenger RNA, 2099 nt
Organism: Octodon degus (degu)
Lineage: Eukaryota; Metazoa; Chordata; Mammalia; Rodentia; Octodontidae
Gene: Fbxo43
Product: F-box protein 43
Exons: 6
Coding region: 81-2099 (672 amino acids)
Biological process (GO): negative regulation of meiotic nuclear division; regulation of mitotic nuclear division
Cellular component (GO): nucleus
Source: RefSeq, a predicted model, not a curated record
UGACUUUUAAGGGCAAGCAUGUGAGGUUUUGAUUCUGGAAGUCUACCUAAUUUUGACAUCUAAGAACUCAAGAUUUACAGAUGAAACACAGUUUGAAGAUGUCUGAAAGGCACUCAGCCAGCCCUGGAGCAGGAAGUGAGGCUGGCUCACCUAUCAAGUUCAAGUACUCCAGUCUCAGAGAUUUUUGUUCCACAUCUUCCGUUGAAGAUAGUGGCCAUCAUGAGUUGCCAAGAUCUUGCAGCUUUGAUAAUACAGAUAAAGAUUUUUUUGGAAUGAAAGAAAAGGACCCAGUAUUAAUCCACAUACCCCCUGAAAUUUCAGACCUGGGCUUAAUACAUUCCUUAAAGUCUCCUGCUCAAAGAAAUAAAUUUGUCUUUUCUAAGAAGGAAAAUACCCCAGAACUAUGUGAAACUCCUAAAUUUGCUGGAAAAAAAUCUUUACCACGGAGAAGGUUAGAUGUAUGUUUCUCUCUUCUAAAGAAAGACUUUGAAUUACAAAACAGUUCUCAAAGUGGUAUAAGCCAAGUCAAUUUAGAAAAAAGUAUUCCUAACAGUGUUUUGGAUUUUCCAAAGCAAAAUAGCUUUAGCCCUUUAGUUACUAGCAAUGUACAAACAGAGGAAGUGACUUCUAGCAGUCAAACCCUAAGACUAAAUUUUUCUCAACACAAGACUUCUACAAUUGAUGAUUCCAAGGAUGAAUGCAGCCUAUUUGAAGUUGAAUGUAUAUCUCCAAUUCAGGGUAAUAAUUUUAAAGAUUCAGUCACACAGGACUUUAGUGAUAGCAGUUUAAGUGUUAGUGAUGAAAAUACAUAUCCUGAACUUCUGGGUUCCUCUGGUAGUAGAAUAACCUACAGCAGAGAUGAGGACAUAUUUGUGACUCCAGUUAGUAAUCUUACACCAAACAUUGAAUUUUCUACAAGUCAAAAACUUUCUCCUUCAGUUGAGGUAAGAGGCAGUAUUUCCACUCCCGAAGACAGUGGUUUUAACUCACUGAGCUUGGAUAAGUCAGACGAUUCCUUCUCUGAUCAAGAGGGUUCUUUUCAUGAACUAUUUCAGACAUAUAAAGGGACUUGCAAUGUGGGAGAUACGAUACGAAAAUCAGGGUGCCUUAGAAGGUCAAGAAGACUGUCCACUCUUCAGGAGCAAAGCUCACAAUCAGAGACAGAGGAGGAAAAGCAGAUCAUCCACCCCACUUUUCAAACAAGACCAGAAGCUGCUUCAGACAUCUCGGAGAGUCAGCUGAGCACCGAUAAGAGUAGAGAUUUGACUUUAAGCUUUAAGAACUUAUCAAAGACUCCAGCCUUGCAAUUAGUGCAUGAACUCUGUAUGAAAAGCAAAAGGAAAAGAUUCCAGGGAAAGGAUACAGAUGAAUUAUUAGAAGAAAGGGAUGGGGGAAAAAUAGCUGUACUGCAGUGUGCACUUGCUGGGCUGAUUGGCAAGAAGAUGGGUAUAGAACAAUUGGACAUCUUAUCAGAAUUAAAAUACAGAAAUCUAAAGCAUAUUCUUACUAUGGUUUUAGAUUCCUUGACUGAAGAGAGCUUAUACAGUGUCUGGAAUGUCAGCCGAAAUUGGCGUGAAAUUAUUGUUCAAGAUAAAAAAGCAAAUCGGAGGAGGAAAUUUUAUAUCACACACCUGAAAGCAGAUUCUCAGGUCAUCGCAGUUCACGGGCUCCUAAUGGAUGGUUAUCCCGAGGGCACUCACCUGUGCGCGACGCUGGCACCAAGGGCUGUGCGUUGUGGUCUGUGGCUCUGUGAGGGAAGCCGCCUACUCGCCCCCCGACUCUCUACCGGCUUCGGGCAGGGCCCCGGAUGUAGCGGGUCGGCACCGCUGGCGCCACGGUUGCCAAGGUUACGGCCCAGCCCUUGGGGCCAGCCGGCCGCGCUGCUCGCAUUGUCCCGGCUCCACGGCGACGCGGGCGCGGCGGGACACGAAGAUUCUUUGGCAACAGAUGGUUUCCUCGUGGACUAUUUUAAUGAAUUCCUAAGCCUUCCACUUCGUAUUCUUGUGCUACUGUGUACACUCUUCUGCUGUCCUAAGCCACCAGCCUACUGUGACCACACGUACUCUUCUCAUGCUCAGUGCUCACUAGGUGACACUUAG